AUGUCGUUUCCUCCACAAAAUCUUCAAAAUAUCCAAGGUUUUGGAAAUUCUAUGAAUCAUCUGAAUUAUGCCCCUCGAGGUCCAUAUCAACCGCUUCCAGCUGAAUAUUGGCAAAACAUGAGCCAUCCAUAUUUCAUGCCGUCGGUUGUUCAUGGAUAUGGUACCCCACACACAACUGGUAUGUCUUUCACUCCUUCGAUGUCGAAUGAACUUGCAACUCCGACUUUUGUCCCGGAGACUCAACUUUCCGACCGUGAAUCCCCAAUUGAGGUGGUCAAUUUAGAAAAGACGGUUUCAAAUGCUGAGAGUACAAGAAAGCGUUCAAGUUGGACAAAGGUUGAAGAUGAGGUCUUAGCGAGAAGUUUUGUCACUAUCAGUGAUGAUCCAAUAAUCAGCAAUGAUCAAAAGGUGGAUGCUUUUUGGGGACGGGUUGCAAGCUACUACAAUGAGAAUCUUCCCCUAGGUUCAAACACCAGAAGUGCAAAUGUUAUACGGUCACAUUGGCACAAUACAAUCCAAAAGAAGGUAUAUCGAUUCAACGUAAAUUACAAUAGUAUUUAUAGUUCAUAUCAAAGUGGUCACGGUGAUGAUGAUAUAUUGAGGUUUAAGUACGAAAAAUAUCUAUCCAAAAACAAUGGUGUUGCAUUCAAUCUCGAACAUGUGUGGAGAAUUGUCAAAGACCGUCCAAUGUUUACUCCACAGUCCGCUGAUCACUUUGUGACCACAAAGAAGACGAGGACCUCAGAGUCGGGAGCAAGCAACACCUCCUCCAACCAAGAUGUGAGUAUAGACCUGGAUUAUGAAGAUACUCGUCCAAUGGGGCAAAAAACAGCAAAAAGAAAGGGAAAAGACAAAGUAAAAUCGACCAUGGAGGAUCUGACAGUAAACUACAACAAUAUUAUCACAAAGUUCACUGAGUACACAAGCGUGAAGAAGUCUGAAGUCGAUUUGAAACAAAAACAACUCGAAGUAGAGGAGAUUAAGGCAAAAGCUGCAUUUCCAAAUCUGAAGCUAAGAAUCGUCGCUUGA
Molecule: messenger RNA, 1029 nt
Organism: Zingiber officinale
Lineage: Eukaryota; Viridiplantae; Streptophyta; Magnoliopsida; Zingiberales; Zingiberaceae
Product: glutathione S-transferase T3-like
Exons: 1
Coding region: 1-1029 (342 amino acids)
Source: RefSeq, a predicted model, not a curated record